Molecule: messenger RNA, 2067 nt
Organism: Prosopis cineraria
Lineage: Eukaryota; Viridiplantae; Streptophyta; Magnoliopsida; Fabales; Fabaceae
Exons: 5
Coding region: 93-1898 (601 amino acids)
Molecular function (GO): protein binding
Source: RefSeq, a predicted model, not a curated record
GCACCGAACAGAGCCAGGGGGGAGAGAGAGUGGAACAGAAAAAGUAGAUCGAUUGAGACUGAAACAGAGAGAUCGAAACAUCGGAGAAAGAGAUGGGAACAGAGACAGAGAGACAUCAGAAUUCCAGACAGAGGAGGAAACCCGGAAGCAUGAAGAACGGCCAAAAAGAAGAAAGUAGUGGCAGCAAACGCACAUGGAUGGAGCAUCUAUGUACAUUGCCAAUCAUACAUCUUCUCUCCAAGAAGAAAGUGCGAGGAGAGAGAGACUUGAACGAAAAAGUAGAUCCAGAGACUAAGCCUGAAACAAAGACAGUGAGACAUCAGAAUUGCAGAGAGAGCAAGAAGAUGAGGGAACCCGGAAGAAUAAAGAACGGCCAAAAAGAAGAAAGUAGAGGCAGCAAACGGACAUGGAUGGAGCACAUAGAGCAGUGUUUAAAUUUUAUUUGUAAAUGGCCAAUCUUGCGACAUCUUCACAUCAGGGCAACAAAUGGUGAAGAAGAAGAAAAAGAAGGAAGCAACAACGACCAAAAGAUGCUAAUUGCAAAAGAUGAUGACAUAAAAAUCGAGGAAACUAGCAGCAACAGUGAAAAAAAGGCACAUAUGACUGAUGAUGAUGAUGAGAGAAGAGUAACGAACAUUAAAGAACAAGGAAUAAGUUACAGUAAGUGGUCGCAAGUGGGAGAUGAUAUCUUGGGCUUGGUUCUGGAACACUUAUGCCUCAGUGAUUACCUUCGAAGCCGAGCUGUAUGCUCAAGUUGGCAGUCCAUUGUCAGUAAAUACGUUGCCAAGAAGCAGUGUCUUCCACAGCCUGAACUGCCACUUCUUUAUCUUCAAACAAUGGACAGCCAAAACUUUCCAUUUUUCAUCUUACCCACAGCAAGUGUCUUCAAGUUCAACUACACAGUCCCGCCACUCGAAUUCAUCCAUUAUUGCUAUGGCACAGUACAAGGUUGGAUGAUCAUGAUUGAAGCUUCCCGCAAUUAUUUUGACGUUCCUGAAACCGAUGUUCAGAUCUUCUUCUUCAACCCAGUGACGAAGGCUAAGGUUUACUUGUCGUCAAGGUUGAAAGUGAAAAGUAAAAUUAAACGAAUUGUGGCAUCGACAAACCCCAAUGACCCAAACUGUGUUGUGGUAUGUAUCUUUUACCUCCAGAAUAUUUUCGCCUUCAGAUGGAUUUCGGAUGAGUCAUGGACUAUAGUCGUUGAAGAUCUUAUGACAAGGAUCACCUUCAUGCACGUAGAGAUUCUCCAUGGAAAAUUGUAUGCUCUGACCAACGAAUCUAAAAAUUCUUUAAUUUCUUAUGACUUGAAAAAACAACCUCUAAAACCUGAGAUAUUAGCUAGGCUUCCUCUAGUAGUACCUAACAUUAUUAGGACUGAGAUAGUUCCCCCUUGCUAUCUUAAUGAAGUUCGCCCUAGGUACUUUAUAGAAGCUAAUGAUCACAUUCUUAGGACUCUGGCCGUUGAUUCUUCAUCUGGAGAACUGUUGCUUAUUUACUUGUAUUACACCGCAUUCUUUACGUACAAUUGUGGGGGCCAUGAGGCAAAGGAGUUUGCUAAUCCGCCUGAGAUUGUAGACAGUAAAGUGUUCAAGUUGGACAUGAGUGACGAACCUAGUUGGACUGAGGUUGAAAACUUAGAAAGUCUUGUGUUGUUUGUUGGCUACUGGAAGACUCUUGCAUUAUCGUUACGCGUUGCUCCUCAUAUUCCUCAAGAGUUUAUUAAAGAGAAUUGCAUAUAUUUUUCUUAUCGGUUUCCAUGUAUUGAAGGCACGGACAAAUGGAAGGGCUUGAAAAUUGGGAGACAUUGCAGGACUGAAAGAAGGAUUGAAUACUAUGCAUUUGAAAGAUCAAGUUUUACUGACGUGCCUUGUCCUGUUUGGUUCAUACCAAAUCUUUGAUAACCCUCACAUUUAGCUACAUGUUACGUAUUGAAGAUCUUGUCUUAUAUAAGAAACAUCAUUGUUGUCCUAAACGUUAUUGUCUUCCAGGUGAUCCACAUCUAUCUUGUGUGUGUUUUUUUUUUAUUUGCACGUUUCAUAAAUUUUGGUUAUCUAAAUUAGAAUCUAC